Molecule: messenger RNA, 2005 nt
Organism: Sorghum bicolor (sorghum)
Lineage: Eukaryota; Viridiplantae; Streptophyta; Magnoliopsida; Poales; Poaceae
Product: cytochrome P450 72A13
Exons: 5
Coding region: 231-1832 (533 amino acids)
Molecular function (GO): monooxygenase activity; heme binding; iron ion binding
Source: RefSeq, a predicted model, not a curated record
GCAAGAUAACCGGAAAGCCAACAGGGAGUAGUGUUGGUCGCUCGUCGCAAUCACGGACGACAACAAUAUCUGCCCUUGCCACCGCUUGCGUUGCGUACACUCAUGUCCGUCCUGGUUCCAAUCCCUCUGUGCAAAGUAGAAACACGCUCACUCAUCACUGCUUCGCUACUGCUGUUAAUUAGUUCCACACAAGAGAGGAACGGCCGGCCAGCUAGGAGCUAGAGCUAGCCAUGGACGGAGAUGGCGCGGCGGUGCUCCGGGAGGUCUCGCUCUCGCCGUGGAGCGUGCUACUAGGCGGGGCGGCGGCCGUGCUGCUCCUGUGGUUGGCGGCGCAGGUGCUGGAGUGGGCCUGGUGGGCGCCCCGGCGCAUGAACCGUGCCCUGAGAGCGCAGGGCCUGAGAGGCACCCAGUACCGCCUCCUCUGGGGCGAUCUCAUGGAGGACCAGCGUCUCAUCGCGGCGGCCAAAACUAGGCCCGUCUCCGUGGAUCGACCACACGACAUCCUCCCUCGCGUCGCGCCUCUCCUUCACCACGCCAUCCAGGAGCACGGUAAGGUCUCGUUUACAUGGUUCGGGCCGACCCCAAGAGUUGUAAUCACCGAUCCUGAGCUUGCCCGGGAAGUGUUGACAAAUAAGUGUGGCGACUUCACGAAAUCGAUGCUGUCUCCUCUCUCAAAGUUGCUGGUUGCUGGGCUCGUGAUCCUUGACGGUGAAAAAUGGGCUAAACAUCGGAGGAUUCUUAAUCCGGCAUUCCAUGCGGAGAAGCUAAAGGGAAUGCUGCCGGCAUUCUUGGCAUGUUGCAACGAACUGGUUGACAGAUGGGAGAAACAUAUUUCAUCUUCUGUUGAACCAACCGAGCUGGAUGUGUGGCCAGAGUUCCAAAAUUUAUCAGGAGAUGUAAUCUCAAGAGCUGCAUUCGGUGUUGGUUAUGAAGAAGGGAGAAGAAUUUUCCUACUUCAGGCCGAGCAAGCUGAACGCCUUGUUCAAUCUUUCAGGAUAAAUUACAUCCCUGGCUUCUCUCUCUUGCCGACAGAAAACAAUAGAAGGAUGAAUGCAAUCGAUAGGGAGGUCAAGACGAUCCUGAGGCGCAUAAUAGAGAAGAGACAUAAGGCUGUUACGGACGGUGAAGCAACCAAGGACGACCUGCUGGGAUUGCUACUGGAGUCGAACAUGAAUUACAGUGACUCGGAUGGCAAAUCCAGCAAGGGGAUUACCGUGGAAGAGGUGAUCGGCGAGUGCAAGGUGUUCUACUUCGCAGGCAUGGAGACUACCGGUGUGCUGCUCACAUGGACAAUGGUACUGCUAAGCAUGCACCCGGAGUGGCAGGAUCGUGCCAGGGAGGAAGUCCUGCAAGUCUUUGGUGAAAACAAACCGGAUUUCAAUGGCGUGGCACGCCUAAAAGUUGUGACCAUGGUGCUGUACGAGGUGUUGCGUCUGUACCCUCCGGUGGUGGCCAUGAACCGCCGGACACACCGGGCGACGAAGCUGGGAGGCGUCACGUACCCGGCGGGAGUCAUGCUCACGACGCCCGUGAUGUUCCUGCACCGGGACCCUGCCCUCUGGGGGUCCGACGCCGGCGAGUUCAAUCCGGGGAGGUUCGCCGAGGGCGUGUCCAAGGCGUGCAGCGACCCGGGGGGCUUCGUCCCCUUCAGCUGGGGGCCGCGCGUCUGCAUCGGCCAGAACUUCGCGCUCGUGGAGGCCAAGCUGGCUCUCAGCAUGAUCCUGCAGCGCUUCGCGUUCGAGCUGUCGCCGGCGUACGUGCACGCGCCCUACACCGUCCUCACGCUGCACCCGCAGCACGGCGUUCCGCUCAGGCUGCGGCGCAGGCUAUGAAGAAUAUCAUCAGUGUGCUAUUUCCAUUCAGCAAUAAUUUCUCCAUUCAAUACCCACAGAUCGACUCUCAACCUAUACUAUACUAGAGCAUGUAAAAGCUAGCACCACGUAUAUGUAUAUAUAUACAGAUGUUGCCACUCAAUGAGUGUCAUAUGGUCAUCACAGCUUCGUCA